Aspergillus affinis is the source of this 3951-nucleotide messenger RNA. Its product is annotated as ABC transporter ATP-binding protein. The transcript is spliced from 2 exons. The record is from RefSeq and is a predicted model, not a curated record. Gene Ontology annotation, cellular component: membrane. Lineage: Eukaryota; Fungi; Ascomycota; Eurotiomycetes; Eurotiales; Aspergillaceae. Gene Ontology annotation, molecular function: ABC-type transporter activity; ATP binding; ATP hydrolysis activity. Gene Ontology annotation, biological process: transmembrane transport. Bases 1 to 3951 code for a protein of 1316 amino acids.
AUGACACUUGCCCAGAAAUUAUCGGGCUAUCCGAGCUUGCUGCUCGCCGGUAAUCCUUCCAAGCUUGACCUGGGCCGCUUGGUACUGGGAAUAGUCUCCUCCAUCGCUUCGGGCGUCCCCUUUCCUCUGAUUGGAAUCCUGUUUGGUCAGCUCCUCGACGACUUUAACGGUGUGACGUGUGGUGAAUCCGACGGUUCAGAGUCUGAUGCUCAGUACCAGUCUGAUAUCAACAGCAAAAUACUGAUAAUUGUUUACCUGGCAAUCGCCCAAGUGGUGACAAUCUACUGCCAUCUCACCUGCUGGACUCUGAAUGGCGCGCGAUUAGCACAGCGACUACGGGAGAGCUAUCUGGAGAACCUCCUCCGGCAGGAACCAUCCUACUUUGACGACCUGCCUCCGGGCGAGAUCGCCUCUCGGUUGAAUGGCGACAUCCAAGCCAUCCGCUCCGGCACCUCGGAAAAAGUUGGCAUCGUUCUUUCCAGUCUGUCCUUCUUCGUCACCGCAUACAUCGUCGCGUUCAUCAAAGAGUGGCGAUUGGCCGCCAUGCUCAUCUCCCUGAUCCCCGCGUAUUUCCUCAUGUCCUUUGUGGGGAGCCACUACAUUGAGAAAUAUUCCGCCCGUAUGUCGGAUCAUGCGGCAUCUGCGGCAUCUAUCGCAUCCGAGGCGUUAUCCAAUACUGUUGUGGUGCAGGCGUUCGGUGCCAACGGUCGGCUGGAGGACAAGUUUUCCACGGAACUCAAGGCGGCCGAAACAGAGGGCUUGAAGAAGUCCACGGCGAUUGGCAUCCAGUCCGGAUUCUUAUACUUCAUCGCGUACGGAGCUAAUGGUCUUGCCUUUUGGCAAGGGAGCCGGCGCGUGGCGGACGCAGUUGGCCAUAGCUCCCAAGGCGCCACGGUGGGGGCGAUUUUCACCGUGAUUUUCAUCCUUGUAGAAGCAACUCUCUUACUCAGUCAGGUGGCCCCAUUCCUUCAUCUUUUCACCGCGGCGGUCGCCUCCUUCCGAAAGCUGCGCGAAGACAUCGAUCGCGUACCUCAGAUCGACGGCACGACGGACUCUGGCCAUCGUCUGUCGCAGGCUGAGGGUGGUUUCGAAUUCCAGGACGUGUCAUUUACCUAUCCCUCCCGCCCCGAAAUCACAGUGCUCGACCAAGUCAGUCUCUCUAUCCCGGCCAACCAACAUACGGCCAUUGUCGGUCUAUCGGGCAGCGGCAAAUCGACCAUCGCGGGUUUGGUCACUCGGCUAUACGAUCCCACCCAAGGACAGAUCCUCUUCGAUGGCCAUGACUUGCGAGAGCUCAAUACUCGAGACCUGAGAAGCUUCCUCAGUUUGGUGCAGCAAGAACCGUCACUCCUCGACCGAUCGCUCUUGGAGAAUAUUGCCCAUGGCUUGAUGAAUUCCAGCAACCCGGACCACGCUCAUUUGAAGAGCACUCUUGUCGGUUCCGACCUGUCCGAUCUAGCGCAGGAAAUCCGUGACGGCCAGGAAUUGUCGGCUGCAGCAGAGAAACGCGGCGCGCAUGUGGUCGAGAUCGUCACCCUAGCCCGGAAGGCCGCGGUGCUCGCCGAUGCUGACACCUUCAUCAGCGCCUUGCAAUAUGGAUACGGUACCAUGGUGGGCUCGAGUGGACGGCUAAUCAGCGGUGGCCAGAAGCAACGGGUCGCCCUAGCCCGGGCUUUGGUUAAGGAUCCCCAAGUGCUCAUCCUGGACGAAGCCACCGCUUCGCUUGAUUCCCGCAGCGAACAACGGAUCCAGCGAGCCAUCUCCAAUAUCGCCAGCGGCCGCACGAUGAUCACGAUUGCCCACCGGCUGUCGACCAUCACGAAUGCCGACAACAUCAUCGUCAUGCACAAAGGACACAUUGUGGAGCAGGGAGAUCACGCGACGCUGAUGGCUCAGAAUGGUUCGUACGCCGAUCUGGUUAAUCUGCAAACGCUGGGAUCUGCGCUAGCGAAAAACGAGACAACAGUCAGCAUCGAGAGCAUCAGUAAGUCGGAUCAGCACUCUUUGACGGAUACCGAAAACGAAAAGACGCCUGUGUCUGCUGAAGAAACCGCCUUGCCGGCCGGCGAGACCCCCAGCGCCGAAUCAGAAGAAGAGCCGGACGAGCCCCCGACGCCGUCCAAAUCGUUGUGGGCUUUAGUGCGAGGAUACGCGCCCGCCUUGCGACCACACCUGUUGACUAUAUUCCUGGCGCUACUCGGCGCCAGCGUGGUGGGUGGCGCCUUCUCGGGUGAGGCCGUGAUUUUCGGUAACACCGUCGGCAGUCUGAAUCCCUGCCACGGCGCCGACAGCAUCCGAUCGCGUGGUAACUUCUUUGGACUGAUGUUCUUUGUUCUUGCUAUCAUUGAGUUCUUCGCGAACCUUGUCAGCUGGGCCGGAUUUGGCUGGGUCUCGGAAAAGAUCGUGUACACGGUGCGCGUCUUGUCUUUCCGCUCCCUGUUCGAGCAAGAUCUUCAAUGGCAUCAGUCAGAGGGCCGUAGCCCUGCGUUGCUCCUAUCCUACAUCACUCGCGAUGGCAACGCAUUGGCUGGUCUUAGUGGGUCCGUCAUCGGUACCUUGUUUUCGAUUUCCGUCAAUCUCGUCGCCGCUAUCAUCCUCACCCAUAUUAUUGCCUGGAGGAUCGCGCUGGUCUGUCUUGCAUUGGUUCCCCUUCUCCUUGGGGCGGGCCUGAUGGAACUCCACGUGCUGGGUCGAUUCGAGGAACGGCACGAAAACGCGUAUACUAAGUCCGUGGACAUCGGUGUCGAAUCGAUCACCUCCAUCAAAACAAUCGCCUCCUUGUCCCUGGAGGAAGCCACACUGAAGACUUAUCGACGAUCGUUAAAGGGGCCACGAAAGGAGACGCUCAACGUGACCCUCCUAGCCAGCUUCUGGCAAGCAAUGACCUACUUCCUAGGAAACUUGGUAAAUGCACUCGCCUACUGGUGGGGCGCCAAGCAGAUCAUCGCUGGCAACUAUACCCAAACACAAUUCCUCAUUGUCGUGUUUUCCCUGCUGGUGAGCGCCCUUCUCUGGAGUCAGAUGUUUGCUCUCGCCCCGGAGCUGUCCAGCGCCCGCGCGGCGAUGGCGCGGAUCUUGGGUCUCAUCGAGAUUGGGUCGGACAAAAUGCAAGGACGCGUACCGAGUCCUUCUGUCCCCGGCUCGGGCGAGGGUGACCUGGAGGCAACAAUCGAGACAAAGCUGCCAGACGUGUCGGGUCACCCGGCCUCGAGCGUUCAACUCCGCGACGUCCACUUCUCCUACCCGGCGCGACCGGACAUCAAGGUGCUCAACGGCUUGACUGUGGACAUUCGGCCGGGAAAAUUCUGCGCCCUGGUGGGACCCAGCGGUGCCGGUAAAUCAACCAUUAUCUCGCUGGUGGAGCGAUUGUACACGCCGCAGUCCGGCGCGAUCGUGGUGGACGGCGUCGACGUGACCAAACACCGCGGCGUCGCGUUCCGCGACACGAUCGCCCUUGUUCCCCAGGAAAGUGUCCUCUUUGAGGGCAGUAUCGCGUUCAACAUCGGUCUGGGGGCUCGACCAGGCCACGAAGCGACCGCGGAGGAAAUCGAAGAAGCGUGCAAGCUGGCGAAUAUCCACGAGGUGAUUCAAGCGCUGCCCGAGGGGUACCAGACGCUCUGCGGGCCCAACGGUAGCCAGUUUUCAGGCGGUCAGAAGCAACGACUGUCGAUCGCUCGGGCGCUAGUCCGGAAGCCGAAGCUGCUCAUUCUAGACGAAUCCACCAGCGCUCUGGACGCGGAAUCGGAGAAGCUCCUGCAGGACGGGCUGGAGAAGGCGGCGCGCGGGAUUACGGUCAUCGCGAUCGCCCAUCGACUUCAUACGAUCCGCAAGGCGGACGUCAUCUUCUUGAUCGAUGAGGGUCGAUGCGUGGAUCAUGGAUCGCACGAGGAAUUGCUACAGAGGUCGGACAGCUACCGGGCUAAUGUCAUGCAUCAGACCGUGGCAACGUAA